AAAAUAAAACUGUCAACUUCAAUUUUUUCUUCAAAAGCUUCCUCUGUGGGGGAAUUUAUUGUUCCUUGCAAUAUAGAUAGGAAACACCACCAUAGUUUUUGUGUAACUUAAACGUAGAAAAUAUUAUCAAGUUGUUGCACAAAUCAUUAUGGGUACUCUCAUGCUUCUCAAGAAGUUCACCCUCCUCUUUCUCCUCAUUUCUGGAUCACUUUUAUCAACUUCCUUUGCAGGUAGAGUACGAUCCAACUCUAUCAAGAACUUCGCUAAAGAUGUGAAUGCAAUCGAAGAGGGAACACCAAGGAAACCACUGAAUAAGGAAGAAGUAAGAACCAUCCAUGAGAGGCUUCUUAGGGCUAACACAAAAGAUUAUGGACGAUAUGAUCCAUCCCCAUCUCUUUCAAAGCCUCCUUUCAAGCUCAUACCCAAUUAACGUAACGUUCAAUAUGUGAAUCUGGGAAGUUGGUAUUGGCAUAAAGUACCAUAAAUAAUCGGCUGUUUAUCUUAAUCUUGUAAUAUAGUAUGUCAAAUAUAGAAAAAGAAAUACGGGCCAUGUUUGGAACCCUAAUAAGUUAGUAGCAUAAUUAUAUAGAUAUUAGAAGAUGUACGUGUGUUUUACAAAUUACUGCUAGUUCAAGUUUUGUUGUAUGAGUCCAUAUACAUAUAUACUUGGUAUUGUGUUAUGUAGAUAUGAUCCUGAUCAUCAGUGUAAUACUAUGAAUAAAGUAAUUAAUUAAUGAGAUAACGUAUA
Molecule: messenger RNA, 748 nt
Organism: Glycine soja
Lineage: Eukaryota; Viridiplantae; Streptophyta; Magnoliopsida; Fabales; Fabaceae
Product: protein CASPARIAN STRIP INTEGRITY FACTOR 1-like
Exons: 3
Coding region: 149-430 (93 amino acids)
Source: RefSeq, a predicted model, not a curated record